AUGAUCCGAAAAAACUAUAAUUUAGCCGAAGAUCUCCGGAAACAGGAAAAACGCAAGCAGGGUGCCAUCCAGAAGCGCCAGAAACACCAGCUACAGCUUGAGAGAGCUCAAAACACAGAUCCUUUCAGACUUUAUAGCCGAAUACAACGACUAAAAGAUGACAAAAACAGCGACAAGAAGCUAAUUGCUCGUCUAGAAGACGACUGGGACUUCAUCAGGAAGAACGGGAUACACAAGGAUAAGUUGGAGCCGUUUUUGGCUCGAAUAAAUGAAAAAAAUGAACGUCUCGAACAACAAAAAUCCAAAUUGUGGGGUAUGAAGUCUGUGUAUUUCAACCCUGAAUUGAACCCGUUGGGAAAGGUUCCUCAGAUAUCUCAAAACGAGGCAUUGCCUAAUUCCACUAUUCCUUUAGAUUCGAAAUUUAACCAUCCUAAAGACCCACGAAUACUCUCCAUGGCCAUACCUCUACCUCCAGGCGAGCCUCCAAAAUACUACAAAUUAGUGCAAAAUUUUGGAGACAAUCACAAAAGUGUCAUUGAGUCUUCAAGUACAACUUCCGAAAUGUUUGUUCCAACCCAAACUUUAAAGCGAAGUCGAACUUCGAACGAGAUGGCACCAGAGGAAGAGGAGUACAAACGACAAAAAGACUCUUUUUGA
This is a messenger RNA of Meyerozyma guilliermondii ATCC 6260, 657 nucleotides long. RefSeq lists its product as uncharacterized. The record is from RefSeq and is a predicted model, not a curated record. The transcript has a single exon. The coding region runs from base 1 to 657 and encodes 218 amino acids. NCBI's taxonomy places the organism in Eukaryota, Fungi, Ascomycota, Pichiomycetes, Serinales, Debaryomycetaceae.